Numida meleagris (helmeted guineafowl) is the source of this 3453-nucleotide messenger RNA. Its product is annotated as solute carrier family 22 member 2-like. Bases 1536 to 3149 code for a protein of 537 amino acids. The record is from RefSeq and is a predicted model, not a curated record. Gene Ontology annotation, biological process: transmembrane transport. NCBI's taxonomy places the organism in Eukaryota, Metazoa, Chordata, Aves, Galliformes, Numididae. Gene Ontology annotation, cellular component: membrane. The transcript is spliced from 11 exons.
AUAUAUGUGUGUAAGUCCCAGUACUGUGGCUUUCUCAGACUCAGGAUAUUUUUCCUCCUGCACUGCUACUAGAGAAGUCUCUAAAAGAGUUUGGCUGAAGCUUCAUCUUAUUGUUAAAACAAAAGUAGUCUUUUUUUAUAGAUAGCACUAGGUUACUUUGGGGGGUGCGUGAGAGGCUUGACAAUGUGUUUUUAAUGCUGUCAAUUUUCAUUGAAGGAUUUCCCUCAAUAGGUAUUGAAGAAUGUUUCUUCUCCUCCCCGAGUACUCAAGGUUUGAGUUGUUUGAUCUGUAAACUGCUGCAUGAAAUGGCUUAGCAUAUGACAAACACCAAAUGGUUGCUUCAUUUUGACUGUGCAUAAUAAAGCUUGUGCAGAACAGGUACUGCUCAGAUAAACAUCCCCAGGUGAAAUAUACCAAUAAGACUUUUUAAUAAUAUGUAACUGAUAGCACUGAGGUGUUCAGUCUUGGGACUGUUGCUUGCUAUCUAAGCAUUGUAGGUAGACCAACUCCUAUGCUCAUUGCUAGAUGAGUGACUUCCUUCACCAAGCUGUUUUUUCAGCAGAAUAUGCUGUUCAGAUAUAAGGGAGGAAGUGCUAUGAGAAUAGUGGGGACCAGAGGAGUAUGUAGAAGUCUAAGUGCUGUGUUAAGUGCUGGAACUCUACCAGACAGCAGUGCUGCUCCCUCAGAGGGAGGCCUCUCACCUCCUGCUGGAGUGUUUUUAGGAACAGUCCAGCAGCUUCCACCAACAGAUUCCACCUUCACCCAGUUUCCAGGCAGGCUUUCGUUUGUUUGCUUGGCAUUGCUGUCUGCAGACGUACCUCCUGUCAUAGCAUGGUGGGUGCUGCGCACCCAACUCUCUGGCUCCAUGCCGAAGCACAGCAGCUGGGGAGGUGAUGUCUGUCACAGGCUGGAGGUGGCUGUGGCCAGUGUUGUGCUGGCCUUGGAGUAAUGCCACUUUAGGUGGCUGCAGGAGCAGAGGUCUGGUUUCCUGGCUCCAGUGGAUCUGCCUGAAGAGGGGAGAAGAGCUGUGUGCAGAGCGCUGAUCCACAGAGCGGAUCUCACACCAGGCUGUGUGAGCUCUGGUGGUCAGUGGGUGGCUCCUGUGGGCCUGCUGCGCAAUGGGAAGAACUGGUGUUGUUCCUAUCCCUCUGCUAGAAUGGCCUUCUAACCAUUGUAUUAGAGGCGGUCAUCAACGAAGAUAAAUUCAGACAACUUGUAAUUAGCAAACAAACAGCAUCAACAACAACAACAAAAAUACACUGGAACAGCCACAGCACUGUUUGUUUAUGUUUUGUGAAAUAAGAAACAUAUGUGCUCUGAUUAGGGGUUAAAUGCAAAUUCUGCCUGGGUGAAUUAAGGUCUGAUUUCAAAUGAAACCUUAAAAAAAAAUCUUGCAACAUGUAGUUUAAUAAUUUAUGGAGUUCAUCUUGACUUUUGGUCAAAUGUCUUUGUUACUUAAAUAGCUUUGCUGCCAACUGAAUGUAUCAGUGUUGCGGAGAGGAGUGAUAAGGAUUUGAGGUGGUUUUGAUGCCAAAAUGCCAACCCUGGAUGACAUUUUAGAGCACAUCGGAGAAUUUGACAGGUUCCAGAAACAAACCUUCUUUGUCCUGUGUUUGCUUUCUGCUGCCUUCACUCCGGUCUAUGUGGGUGUCGUCUUCUUCGGGUUCACCCCCGAGCACCGCUGCUUCAGCCCUGGUGUGGCGGAGCUGAGUCAGCGCUGCGGCUGGAGCUUGGCAGAGCAGCUGAACCACACCGUUCCCGAGUGGGGCAGCCAUGGGGCCGCCUUCAGCAGCCGCUGCAGCAGGUACGAGGUGGACUGGAAUGCAACGGGUGUCAGCUGCACUGACCCCCUCGGCAGCCUUGUGGGCAACCGGAGCUCCGUCCCCCUCGGCCCCUGCCGAGAUGGGUGGGUCUACGACUACCCUGGGACCUCCAUAGUGACAGAGUUUAACCUGGUGUGUGAGGACUCGUGGAAGCUGGACCUUUUUCAGUCUUCUGUGAAUGCUGGGUUCUUUAUUGGCUCUGUCAACAUUGGCUACAUAGCAGACAGGUUUGGCCGUAAGUUUUGCCUCUUAACCACAAUUCUUGCAAAUGUGGUCUGUGGGAUCCUCCUGGUGUUUGUGCCCAGCUACCUGUGGAUUGUGGUCUUCCGCUUCUUGCAAGGGCUGGUCAGCAAGGGCUGCUGGACCGCGGGUUACAUCCUUGUGACGGAAGUCGUCGGCCCACAGUACAGGAGGACGGUGGGGAUCCUCUACCAGGCGGCCUUCUCAGUGGGGCUCCUGGUGUUUGAUGCCAUUGCUUAUGCAAUCCCUCACUGGCGGUGGCUGCAGCUCACUGUCACCUUACCCUGCUGCUUCUUGCUGCUGUACUACUGGUGCCUUCCAGAGUCUCCCAGGUGGCUGAUAUCUCAAGGCAAAACUGACAAAGCUAAGAAAAUUGUCAGCGAUAUAGCGAAAAAAAAUCGGAAAAAGAUGCCUUCCCAUUUUGAGGAUAUUAAAUUUGAAGAUGAUGAUAGUGGGAAACAGAGUCCUUCACUCAUUGACCUUGUCAGGACACCGCAGAUGAGAAAAAACACAUUCAUUUUGAUGUACAACUGGUUCACAAGCUCCAUCCUCUACCAAGGGCUCAUCAUGCACAUGGGACUAAUGGGUGGGAACACUUACCUGGAUUUCCUCUAUUCUGCUCUUGUCGAGUUCCCAGCCGCCUUCAUCAUCAUCAUCACCAUUGAUCGUAUUGGCCGGCGCUACCCAUGGGCUGUGGCAAACCUGGUGGCUGGGGCUGCCUGCCUUGCCACAGCCCUGAUCCCAGAAGACCUACAUUGGCUGAAACUAAUUGCUGCUUGCCUUGGGCGAAUGGGAAUCACGAUAGCUUUUGAAAUGGUUUGCUUUGUAAACACUGAGCUAUAUCCAACAUACAUCAGGAACCUUGGGGUGAUGGUCUGCUCUGCCUUGUGUGAUGUUGGUGGAAUUGUUGUCCCAUUCAUUGUCUACAGGCUGGUGGAAAUCUGGCAUGAGCUGCCACUGAUAGUCUUCACUGUUCUUGGUUUGAUUGCGGGUGGAUUGGUGUUGCUUCUGCCCGAAACUAAAGGAAGAGUUUUGCCUGAGACCGUUGAAGACAUUGAAAACUUUCACAGGAGGCAGAGCAAAUGAAAGAACCUGAGGUCAAGUGCUCACUGAAUGAAUCACUUCCUGGCUGCUGCUCACACCUUGUUGUUCUUGCAGGCAAAGUGUUCCAAAGGACAAAAAGAUCUAUCUCCAUGUCCAAACAUCAGAAGUAGCCCGUGAUUGAAGAAGGCACAACUUUCUGGGCAGUCUGCUUGACAGCACUAGCAUGAGAAAUAAAAUUGGAAUGAAUACUCUCUUCUGUCUUGCUUCCCUUUUAUCACAGAAUCACAGAACAACCCAGGCUGGAAGGGACCUUGAGAGAUCAUCAGGUCCAAGCUUUCACUGGAAA